Phyllostomus discolor (pale spear-nosed bat) is the source of this 753-nucleotide messenger RNA. It is a transcript of the gene APOBEC1, whose product is annotated as apolipoprotein B mRNA editing enzyme catalytic subunit 1. Gene Ontology annotation, cellular component: cytoplasm; nucleus. Bases 1 to 732 code for a protein of 243 amino acids. Gene Ontology annotation, biological process: cytidine to uridine editing. The transcript is spliced from 5 exons. The record is from RefSeq and is a predicted model, not a curated record. Gene Ontology annotation, molecular function: cytidine deaminase activity; RNA binding; zinc ion binding. NCBI's taxonomy places the organism in Eukaryota, Metazoa, Chordata, Mammalia, Chiroptera, Phyllostomidae.
AUGGCUUCUGACAAAGGUGAAAUGGAUCGAGGUCCUGGUCUUUCAACUGGCGAUCCCACCUUGAGGAGAAGAAUCGAGCCUUGGGAAUUUGAAACGUUCUUUGACCCCAGAGAGCUCCGGAAAGAGGCCUGUUUGCUGUAUGAAGUCAAGUGGGGUGAGAGUCACAAGAUCUGGCGAAACUCAGGCAAAAACACCACCAAGCAUGCUGAAGUCAAUUUUAUAGAAAAAUUUGCUUCAGAAAGACGUUUGUGCUCAUCCAUCAGCUGCUCAAUUAUCUGGUUCAUGUCUUGGAGUCCCUGUUGGGAAUGCUGCAAAGCUAUUAGAGAAUUUUUGCAUCAACGACCUAGUGUGACUUUAGUUAUUUAUGUAGCACGGCUUUAUCACCACAUGGAUCAACAAAACCGACAAGGACUCAGGGACCUCGUUGGCAGUGGUGUGAUUAUCCAGAUCAUGAGAGCCCCAGAGCAUGACCACUGCUGGAGGAAUUUUGUCAACUACCCACCUGGGAAAGAUGUUCACUGGCCAAGAUACCCACCUCUGUGGAUGGAGCUAUAUGCACUGGAACUCCACUGCAUAAUUUUAAAUCUCCCUCCCUGUUUAAUGAUUUCAAGAAGAUGUCAGAAACAGCUUACAUGGUUCCAUCUUAAUCUUCAAAACUGCCAUUACCAAAUGAUUCCACCCCCUAUCCUUCUAGCUACAGGGGCAAUACAACUUCCUGUUUCUUGGAGAUAAUAAAAUGAUUCUUUGAAGGCA